This is a messenger RNA of Capsicum annuum, 4020 nucleotides long. RefSeq names its product BTB/POZ domain-containing protein At5g41330. Lineage: Eukaryota; Viridiplantae; Streptophyta; Magnoliopsida; Solanales; Solanaceae. The coding region runs from base 2349 to 3746 and encodes 465 amino acids. The transcript has a single exon. Gene Ontology annotation, biological process: protein homooligomerization. The record is from RefSeq and is a predicted model, not a curated record. Gene Ontology annotation, molecular function: protein binding.
AAAUCGGUGUGCUAUAGCCCACGGUUUUUGGGGUGGUCCCAAGGCUCGAGCGUAUUUUUGACAAAAAAUCAACCGAGCUGCCCCAAACAGGCUGUGGAGUGACCUAGUGUGGGCCUUUGUGGUUUUUAGGCAGUUUGGGUGGUCAAACGGGCGAAACGGUGUGAAUGGGUCAUUUCGGGCCAAAUCGAUGUGCUAUAGCUUAUGGUUUUCGAUGUGGGCCCGGGAGCCCAGCGUGAUUAUGGCCAAAAAUUGACCGAGCAGCCCCAAACAGGAUGGGGAGCGGCAUAGUAUGGGCCUUUGUGGUUUUUAUGGUGUCAAACGGGUGAAUCGGUGAGAAUGGGCCAUUUUUGAGAAAAAUCGGUGUGCUAUAGCCCACGGUGUUUUAGGGUGGGCUCGGGUGCCCGGCGUGUUUUGGCCAAAAAUCGACCGAGUUGCCCAAACAGGCUGAGAGAGGCUUAGUGUGAGCCUUUGUGGUUUUUUGGACAGUUUGGGUGGUCAAACGGGUGAAACGUGAUGUUUUCGGGCCAAAUCGAUGUGCUAUAUCAUUCGAUUUUUGGGGUGGGCCCAGGAUCGGGCAUUAUUUUGGCCAAAAAUUGACUGGUCUAUCCCAAAUACGCUGAGGAGCAGGCUAGUAUGGUCCUUUAUUGUUUUUUGGGCGGUUUGGGUGGUCAAACGAGCGAAACGACACAAAUGGGCCAUUUUCGGGCCAAAUCGGUAUUCUAUAGCCUACCGUUUUCUGGGUGGGCUAAGGGGCCGGGCGUGAUUUUGGCCAUAAAUUGAUCGAGCUGCCCAAACAGGCUGGGGAGCGGCCUUGUGUGAGCCUUUGUGGUUUUUUGGGCGGUUUGUGUGAUCAAACGGGUGAAACGGCGCGAACGGGUUGUUUUCGGGCCAAAUCGGUGUGCUACAGCCUACGGUUUUUGGGGUGGACCCGGUGUUCGGGCGUGUUUUUGGCCAAAAAUCGAUCGGACUGUCCCAAACAAGCUGGGGAGCGACUUAGGCAAGCUGAGCAGAGGCUUAGUGUGGCCCGGCAUGGUCGGUGAGGCCGUUUAGGUUGUCUGACGAGCGAAAUGGUGCAAAAGGGACGUUUUCGGGCCAAAUCAGAUUAUUUUAGAGUGGGCUCGUGGCUCGAGUAUGUUUUAGGUUGAAAAGUGAUCGAGGGCUACCAAGCAGGCUGUAGAGCAGCCUAAUAUGGCCUGGCGGUGUCGACGGAGCCGUUUGGAUGGUCAGACAAGCGAUACAAUGCGAACGGGCCAUUUUUGGGCCAAAUCAGUGUGUCAUAGCUCACGGUUUUGAGGGUGGGACCAGGCGUAUUUUGGGCGAAAAAUAGACAGGGGGCUCCCAGGUAGGUUGAGAAGCGGCCUAGUGUGCCCGCAGGGUUGGCGAGGACGUUUGUAUUGUCAGACGGGCGAAAUGGCGCAAACGGACCAUAGCCCAUGGUUUUGAGUGUGGAGCGCAUUUGGGCCAAGAAUCAAUCGAGGGCUCCCAAGCAGGCUUAGAAGUAACCUACUGUGGCCCUACAGGGUCAACGGGGUCGUAUGAGUGGUCAUACGGGCAAAACAGCGCGAACGGACCAUUUUCGGUCCAAAUCAUUGUGUUAUAGCCCAUAGUUUCGGGGGUGGGCCUGGGCCCGAGCCUAUUUUGGGCCGAAAAUCAACUUGGGGAUCCCAGGCAGGCUGAGGAGCAGCCUAGUAUGGCCCAGCGAGGUCGACUGGACCGUUUAGGUGGUCAGAAAAUAAUAUUUUAAUUGAAUAUAAAUAGUAUAAUUUUUUUUAAGAAGGUUCAACCGAGUCCCUCGAUCCUACCUAGCUCCGUCCUGACACAAACCAAACAGCUCCUCCAAAGAAGAAGGUAUAAACAAAGACCAGAAAUUUGGUCCACAUUGGACUCCUCUCUUAAUAGAACUCAUGUGGUAAAAGAAAAAUCACUCACCUACAAAUAUUAUGGUGGAGUAGUAAAUACUUUUUCAUCUUUAGUUAGAGGUCUCAAGUUCGAGUUUCCCUUCAUACAAUAUAAUUUUUGUUACAAAGCAUUUUACCUAUCUUUCUGAUGCAAAUUUAAAUUUAGUCGAGCUCCAACCCGACUAUCGAGCAUUCGAUGAGAAACAAAAAAAAUCAUCACUCUAAAAAAUCUACUAGUCUAAGGUCGUUCUUGGCCCCCCCCACUCCCUAAUAAAUUCCCACAUUUGUCAACCAUUCUUGAUUCUUCUAACAACCUCAACAACCCAUAAUUUAGCUCUCUCCAUUAGUUGUCUUAUUUGUUUCAAUCUUUGUUCUUUUGGUGUUUUAAGUACCAUAAAUUCCUCUAGAAAUUUCACAUUCUUGAAAAUAUCAUUGUCUUUUCUCAUAAAAAUGCCACCUUUUGUUGAAUCAAAUCCCCUUUCACAUACCUUCAAUCACAACAACAUAGUUACCAUUGAUGUUGGUGGCACACCUUUUCAAACAACCAAACAAACCCUUAAACAAGCAGGUUCAAAUUCCCUUUUUUCAACAAUUUACAACAAUUUUGAAUAUAAUUGUAAUUCAAUUCCAUUUAUUGAUAGAGACCCUGAAAUUUUCUCAAUUUUACUAUCCCUUUUAAGAACUGGUAACUUACCUUCAAAAGCUAAGAACUUUGAUAUUCAAGAUUUGAUAUUUGAAGCAAAAUUUUAUGGUGUAGAACAACUUGUAUUGAAUUCUGAGUUAAACCCAUCUCAGUUUAUGCCUUUUGAUUUAGAAAAAUCAGUUCUUUUACCUUUAUGUGGUAGAAAUUCAGUUACAUCAAUUUGUACAACAGAUAAUGGUGCAGUACAAGUAGCACAUGGUUGUAAGAUUACUUGUUUUGAUUGGUCAUUAAAGAGAAAAUCAACAAUCUUGACUGAAUUUGCUGUUAUAGAUUCUAUGUUAUGUUUAGAUUCAAGAAUGUUGGCUAUUGGUGCUACUGAUUUUUCUGGUUUACAGAUUCUUGAUGUUGUUGAUGGAUGUGCUAGGAAGAAUGUUAAUUGGGACAAUGUGACUAAAUCUGGUUCAACUGUUCAGGCUAUUGGAUCAUCAAAUGAAUUGUUGUUUACGAGUUUUGAAUCGUGUAGGAGGAAUUCGAAUUGUAUAAUGAUAUAUGAUAUUAACGAUGAUUUUAAACCGGUUAGUAAGAUUGGUCAUUAUGAAAUCUUUGGUGCUGAAUUGGAUUCAGCUAUUCCAGCUACUAAGUUAAGAUGGUUACCUAGUUAUAACUUGUUAAUGUCUGCUGGUUCACAUAGUGGUCCUUCUAGUGUACUUGGGAAUAUUAAGUUUUGGGAUUUAAGGUCCGGGAAUGCGGUGUGGGAGAUAAAGGAAAAUGUUGAUUGUUUCUCCGAUAUCACAGUUUCGGAUAGUUUGUCUGCUAUUUUUAAAGUUGGUGUACAUUCGGGCGAGGUUUUUCUUGCCGAUUUGAGGUACAUUGGUGCUGACAAUGCUUGGUUUUGUCUCGGUGAUGAAAGGAAGGUAAAGAAUGGUAAAAAGGAAGGAAUCGGGUGCAAAAUCGAGAGCCAUGGGAAUCAAGUGUUUUGUACUAAAGGUGGAAACGUUGAAUUGUGGUCUGAGGUUCUUAUCAAUUCGAAAAAUGGUAAGUUUCGACCAGAAGAUCGAGUUUUUAGGAAGAACUUUAUGGGAAGAGCAAAAGAUUAUUGUGGAGAUAGGAUAACUCACUUCGGUUUCGGAGGGAACAGAAUGUUUGUUACAAGAAAAGACCAACAAUAUGUUGAGGUUUGGCAGAGUUCAGUUAAGGGAUUUUGAUUUUUUCGCAAGCAUUCUUGUAGGAGUAGGUCAUCGCGCUGAAGCCAACUUGUUUGGGACUAAGGCGGAGUUCAUUGAUUGGUAAGAUUAAGUUAGCGGCUAGUUUUGUUAUAUAUAAAUGUUUAUAUAGUCAUCAAGCCCGUUGUGCAUAGGAAUUGUAUUUAUACAACGUACAUGGAAUGUUUGUUUCGAUCUUUGUUCAUUUGUUCACCAUUAUUGUAUGUAUGGCGCUUUCGUUAUAUAUGAAACUCAGAUUCGUUGUAGAUUAGUAGCA